Carica papaya (papaya) is the source of this 2403-nucleotide messenger RNA. RefSeq names its product protein NRT1/ PTR FAMILY 8.1-like. The record is from RefSeq and is a predicted model, not a curated record. Lineage: Eukaryota; Viridiplantae; Streptophyta; Magnoliopsida; Brassicales; Caricaceae. Gene Ontology annotation, biological process: oligopeptide transport; transmembrane transport. Gene Ontology annotation, molecular function: transmembrane transporter activity. Gene Ontology annotation, cellular component: membrane.
UCUCUUUUUCUUCUUUCCGGUUUCCUUUUCGUCCCUGUUUCUUUCUUAACAGGAGAUUGUGGGACGGCAUGGCAAGUUGAAUGUAUACAUAUAUGUACAUUCGCUUUUUGGUUAAUAAUUGCUCUGGUCUGGUCUGGUCUGGUCUCUGUUGCCGGCAUUCAGCUCCUAGGGAUAGCUCCAAGGUGAAACUCGCAGAAGAUUUCAGUUAAGCUGUGAAUAAUCUUCAAUGCAGCAGUCCACGGACACGUUAAACAUGGAAGAUAGAAAGGAAGAAUUCCAACAAAGCCCAUUAACGAUGAACCUGGUAACCAAUGGAUCUGUAGACUUCAGAGGGAGGAUUGCUGAUAAACAAAAAACCGGGGGAUGGAAUUCAGCGCCGUUUAUUAUAGUGAACGAGGUGGCAGAGAGAUUAGCUUUUUAUGCAAUUGGGGUGAACCUGGUGAUCUACUUGGUUAUGGAGAUGCGAGAAUCGAUCCCAACGGCUGCUGUACAUGUGACAGCUUGGAUGGGUUCGGCUUAUGUUUUCACUCUGCUUGGAGCAUUCAUGGCGGAUGCUUAUCUGGGUCGCUUUAAGACUAUUCUAGUUUUCUCUACCAUCUACUCCGUGGGAAUGGUUCUGUUAACACUAUCGGCCGCCAUAGAUGCUCUACGUCCACCUCCAUGCACUGCAAAACCAUGCACAGAAAUAACCUCCGGUCAACGCGGCUUCCUGUUUCUUUCAUUAGGUCUCGUAGCCAUCGGAACCGGCGGCAUAAAGCCGUGCGUGUCGUCGUUUGGCGCAGACCAAUUCGACGAGGCUGACGAGAAAGAAAUGCAGAAGAAAUAUGCUUUCUUUAACUGGUUCUUCUUUGCAAUAAACAUGGGUAUCAUCUUGGGUAUCACUGUAAUGGUGUAUAUACAAGAUAAGAAAGGUUGGGUAUGGGGUUUCGGUGUACCCACUGCGUCUAUGAUUUGCUCAAUUAUUAUACUCGCCAUGGGAACGACCCAUUAUCGUUACCAGAAGCCCAUGGGCAGUCCCUUUACCAGGUUCUUUCAGGUCUUCGUGGCGUCUGUCAGGAACCAUUACAGAGGAGUUCAAGUCGGGAAGGAAGAUGAACUUUUUGAGGUUAAAACUCUUGGGUCAGAUAUAGUUGGUGCUCGAAAACUAGCUCAUACCGAUCAGUACAGGUUUUUGGACAAGGCAGCGGUAAUAACAGACCCAGAGGAAAACACCAAAAGCCGAUGGAAACUAUGCACAGUAACCCAAGUAGAAGAACUGAAGUCCUUCAUUAGAAUGUUACCAAUCUGGGCAACCACAAUAGCAUUAUCAAUCUCAUUCGCUCAACUCUCAACAUUCUUCAUCAGCCAGGCCACAAUCAUGGACCGAACCCUCGGCUCAAACUUCGUCAUUCCCCCAGGCUCCACCCCCAUCUUCAGUGCCGUCAACGCUCUGUUCCUCAUUCCCAUCUACGAGAAGUGGAUCGUCCCACUCCUCCGAAAACGCACUGGCCAUCGACGCGGCAUAACAUCCUUGCAGCGCAUGGGUGUCGGCCUGUUCAUCUCGAUAUUCGCAAUGAUCUCCGCCGCUGUCGUGGAGAAAAAACGCCGAGAAAGUCCCAAUGCGUCGGCCAUGAGUGUGUUUUGGUUGUUCCCUCAGAAUUUCCUCAUCGGUUCAGCAGAAGUUUUCACCUACGUUGGACAACUGGAAUUCUUUUAUGACGAGGCGACGGAAGGGACGAGGAGUAUUAGCAGUGCAAUAAUGUUGACUGAGAUUGGAAUAGGAAGCUGGUUGAGUACCGCCAUUGUUAAAAUCAUUGGACGUGCUACUGGUGGAGAAGAUAGAGGGUGGCUUAGGCGGGAUCUGAACAAAAGUAAGCUUGAUUACUUAUACUGGAUUCUAACCGCCAUUAAUGUUUUCAAUUUCUGUCUCUACGUCUGGGUGGCUUGCCGACAUAAGGGGAAGAACAUAGUUGAAGGAGGUGUAAGACAGGAGCCGGCAUCUGAGAAGGUUGGCCGAGGGAAGAAGGAAGAGGCAGGGGAAGAUGAAGAAUUUCAAAAUAUGAAAUUAUGAGAUCGAAAACUAAUCAGUUUUCUUUGUUACUUACAAGUAGUCGUAAAUUUUUCAAACUAAAUUAGGAUUAGUUUUUAUCACCCUCCAAAUAUUAAUCAAAUAAAGUUUUUUGAGGACACCAUAAUCAUAGAGUAUGUUUUAUGUUCAUGAGGAGGACAGGACAGAAAAUGGGAAGGGUAUGAUUAUGAUUUAAGUAAUUAAUUCAUACAUGGGUAGAUUUAGUUUUAAAAUAUAACAAAAGAUUAAUAAUUAAAAUCAAGAUAUUUGGAAAUUUUAUUUUGUAUAUGGAUUAAAAUUUGAACAUUAUCAACUGUCAUUAAUGCACAGCCAAUUGGUUUUAAAUUCCUCUUUCC